CGAGUUACGCACGCCCCACCUCCGGAUGGAGCCCCGCUCCCUUCCAAUAAAGCCCCGUGCCCACUCCCGGGGGCGGAGCCUGCGCUCAAGCUGGGCGCCGGGUCCUCUGCAGGCCUCACGGUUGCUGGGGUCCAAGGGUCCACGGCCCAGGAGCCGGGAUGCCGGAGGGGCCAUCUGUGAGGAGGUUUCACCAUCUGGUCUCCCCCUUUGUGGGGCAGCAGGUGGUCAAGACAGGGGGCAGCAGUAAGAAGCUGAACCCUGCUGGCCUUCAGUUGCUGUGGCUCCAGGACGCCCAGGUCCAUGGAAAGAAAUUAUUCCUGAGAUUUGAUCCAGAUGAAGAAAUCGUGUGUCCCCGUAGCAGCCCACUGUCAGAGCCUCUGCACGACGAAGAGCACAUGGAAGAGGCCAGGCAUCACCAGGAAGUCUCUGACUUGCCCUCACAGUCUGCGGGAGGAGCCCAUGUAGUCCCAAGUGGAGACGAUGGUCCCCCCCAGUGCGUGGGGGGAGACAGCCCCGCUGGAGGUGCUGAGAGGUGGCUGCAGGUCAGCUUUGGUUUGUUUGGCAGUGUUUGGGUGAACGAGUUCUCCCGAGCGAAGAAAGCCAACAAGAAGGGUGACUGGAAGGACCCCAUUCCCAGGCUGGUCCUGCACUUCGGCGGGGGCGGCUUCCUGGCCUUCUAUAACUGCCAGAUGGCAUGGAGCUGCUCUUCCCCAGUGGUCAGUCCUGCCUCUGACAUCUUGUCGGAAAAGUUCCAUCGAGGACAGGCCCUGGAAGCUCUGGGCCGGGACCAGCCCGUCUGCUAUACGCUGUUGGACCAGAGAUACUUCUCAGGCUUAGGGAACAUCAUUAAGAACGAGGCCCUGUUCAGAGCUGGGAUCCACCCCCUGACCCCUGGCUCACUCUUGGGUGCUCUGCGCCUCGAGGCUCUUGUGGACCACGUGGUGGCCUUCAGUGCAGGCUGGCUUGAGGGCAAGUUCCAGGGCAGACAGCAGCAUACUCAGAUCUACCAGAAGGAUCGGUGUCCCGCUGGGCACCAGGUGGUGAAGGAGGCCCUGGGGCCCCCUGGGGGCUUACAGAGGCUCACCUGGUGGUGCCCCCAGUGCCAGCCCAGGUUGCCAGCUGCCGGGCCAGAGCAGGUGCAGCCCCCCUAGGAAGCUCGGGCCCCUUCCUCACCAAGCCUUGCCCCUGAGGACCAUGAUACCUGAGAGUUGCCAAAGGGACGGAGGGCGGGGGUGGGGUCUGGGUAGAGGAGUCAGGGGUGCCCAUCUCACUGGAGUCAAGUCUAAGGCAGUUUCCACAGGUUUGAUUUUGUUCUUUUCCAGUUUUAGUUAGUUCUUCCUAUCUAACUCUACCAUUGUGAAAGAUGAGACAAAUCCUGACGGCAGUUAAGGGAGCAACCUCCCCAAAUGACAGAGCGACAGUGAAUAUGAGAGCCAGUGGAAGACAGAGCUGUGCCCAGCAUUGCAAGUGUUUCAUUUUCUUUCUUUUUUCUUUCUUUCUUUUUUUUUUUUUUUUUUGUCUUUUUGCAUGUUCUAGGGCCGCUCCCGCGGCAUACGGAGGUUCCCAGGCUAGGGGUCCAAUCAGAGCUAUAGUCGCCGGCCUACACCAGAGCCACAGCAACACGGAAUCCGAGCUGCAUCUGCAAACUACACCACAGCUCACGGCAACUGCAUCCUUAACCCACUGAGGGAGGCCAGGGAUCGAACCCGCAACCUCAUGGUUCCUGAUCAGAUUUGUUAACCACUGAGCCACCAAGGGAACUCCUUCAUUUUCUUUUUGAAGCAUUGGCUGGUGUUUUUCAUUGGAGAACCAGGAGAAGGAAUUAUCCUUCUUCGUUCCCCAAGAGGAUCCAGAGACUGGGGGCGGGGGGUAACAAGAGAGUAGUGUUCAGAUUCCUGCCUGGGUCUGGGUCCUUUCCUGUGGGAUGGAGACACCAGGAGAAGGACUGGGGAGAUGGGGGUUGGGGGGUGCCGGGAGCUGCCACCUCCCUGGUGUGUCCACUGGGCUCUAGACAAAAGCUACCUGUUUCCUCCUUAAGGAAACGUAUUUGUGAGCGCUGUUGUGCUAACAGUGCGGGAGUCACUGUGGUUAGCAAAACCUGGAAGAAACCAGGGUGUGAAAAUAAAGCUUUGUUACUUUGUGUC
This is a messenger RNA of Sus scrofa (pig), 2144 nucleotides long. RefSeq names its product nei like DNA glycosylase 2 (gene NEIL2). Gene Ontology annotation, cellular component: nucleus. Gene Ontology annotation, biological process: base-excision repair. Gene Ontology annotation, molecular function: zinc ion binding; DNA-(apurinic or apyrimidinic site) endonuclease activity; damaged DNA binding. The record is from RefSeq and is a predicted model, not a curated record. NCBI's taxonomy places the organism in Eukaryota, Metazoa, Chordata, Mammalia, Artiodactyla, Suidae.